Molecule: messenger RNA, 2107 nt
Organism: Nilaparvata lugens (brown planthopper)
Lineage: Eukaryota; Metazoa; Arthropoda; Insecta; Hemiptera; Delphacidae
Gene: CCT4
Product: T-complex protein 1 subunit delta
Exons: 13
Coding region: 167-1771 (534 amino acids)
Biological process (GO): protein folding
Cellular component (GO): chaperonin-containing T-complex
Molecular function (GO): ATP-dependent protein folding chaperone; ATP hydrolysis activity; ATP binding
Source: RefSeq, a predicted model, not a curated record
AGGCUGUGCAACUUUUCGCGUGAUCCAUCAAUUUGGUCUUGCCGAUCUUCUGAACUUCUGAACAAUAGAAGUAUAACCAAAAUAUAACUUUAUUUCCUCGUGGUUGUGUAAAGUUAGCUAUUAUUUUAUUUUCAAGUUUGAUAGAUAGUUAAAUACAGCUUUCAAAAUGGCAAAAACUGGUGCAGGUGAUAAUAAAUCGUUCAAAACUGGUGUUUAUAAAGACAAAAGUAAGCCUAUGGAUAUAAGGGCUAGCAAUAUCCAAGCUGCCAAAGCUGUCGCAGAUGCCAUUCGUACCAGCCUGGGCCCCAGAGGAAUGGAUAAGAUGAUUCACGCUGCCAACAAUGAAGUAACAAUCACAAAUGAUGGUGCUACUAUUUUGAAGCAAAUGAAUGUUAUUCAUCCAGCUGCGAAAAUGUUGGUUGAGCUGUCGAAGGCACAAGACAUUGAGGCUGGAGAUGGCACGACGAGCGUGGUGAUUGUGGCCGGAGCCCUGCUGGAGGCAGCCGAACAGCUGUUGCAGAAAGGAAUCCACCCGACCACCAUCUCAGACGCAUUCCAGCGAGCCGCUCACAAGUGCGUCGAAAUACUCUCCAAAAUGGCCACCCCCGUACAACUCGUCGACAGGGACAGUCUCAUCAAGAGUGCCUCCACUUCUCUCAAUUCAAAGGUUGUGUCGCAACAAUCUUCACUUCUCGCUCCUAUUGCUGUUGAUGCAGUUCUCAAAGUCAUCGAUCCCAAGAAAGAUACCAACGUCGAUUUGAAAGAUAUUAAAGUGAUCAGGAAGCUGGGAGGAACUGUGGAAGAUACCGAGCUGAUUGAAGGACUCGUUUUCACCGACAAAUCGGCCAACGUCAACGGACCAAAGCGCGUUGAGAAGGCCAAGAUCGGUUUGAUCCAGUUCUGCAUUUCCCCACCAAAAACAGAUAUGGACCACAACGUGAUAGUGUCUGACUACUCGGCGAUGGACCGCGUGCUGAAGGAGGAACGCGCCUACAUCCUGAACAUCGUGAAGCAAAUCAAGAAGGCUGGCUGCAACGUGCUGCUCAUUCAGAAGUCCAUCCUGCGCGACGCCGUCAGUGACCUUGCCAUCCACUUCCUCGACAAGAUCAAGGUCAUGGUGGUCAAGGACGUCGAGCGCGAGGAUAUUGACUUUGUCUGCAAGACGCUGAACUGCCGGCCGAUUGCCAGCCUGGACCACUUUGUGGCGGAGCACCUGGUGAGCGCCGACCUGGUUGAGGAGGUGCAGACGGGAAGCAGCCGCUUUGUGCGCGUGACAGGCAUCCAGAACGCAGGCCGCACCGUCACUGUGCUGGUCAGAGGCAGCAACAAGCUCGUGCUAGAGGAGGCCGACCGCUCCCUGCAUGAUGCGCUCUGUGUCAUCCGCUGUCUUGUGCGCCAGAGAGCUUUGAUAGCUGGAGGUGGUGCUCCUGAAACUGAGUUGAGUCUGCAGUUGGCCAAAUAUGCGGAGGGUGUCAAGGGCGUUGAUGCCUAUUGUUUCAGGGCCUUUGCAAACGCUUUGGAAGUGAUUCCAUCCACUCUGGCUGAAAACGCUGGCCUGAAUCCAAUUGCGACUGUCACUGAACUGAGAGUGAAGCAUGCGUCUGGUGGCGCCACCACUGGAAUCAAUGUCAGAAAGGGUGCUAUCACAGACAUCUUGGAGGAGAAUGUUGUGCAGCCAUUGCUCGUAUCAACCAGUGCCAUCACUUUGGCAUCUGAAACAGUUCGCAGUAUUCUCAAAAUUGAUGAUAUUGUGAACACAAUAUCGUGGUAAACUACGUUCGCUUUAAUUACUUAUCUGGAAGUCAACUCUGUUUAGCACUUGCACCGAAUCAAUUCAACGGUGCAGCGAUCGGUGGAUUGAUUGAAACGAGUAACACCAGGCGGCUUAUUAUUAACGUUGUCAUUUACUUCUUUAAUAUUUCUGUUUAGUUUCGUUCUAACCGUUUAUAAUUAUUUUUUCACAUGAUUACUAACAGAGAUGAAUAAUGCUGAGCACGAAUAUUAUGUCAAUAGUAUUCACUAUUUUUUACUUCAUUGGAAUCUGCAAUUAUUUUCGGUUCCAAUAUUGUAUCAUUCUUGAACAAUAAAAUAAUUGUGAUAACAGAGA